UCCUAUCUGACUUUCACUCCUAACAAUUUCAGAGCAUUGAAGAUUUCACAGACAAAACUGAAUUGAAAUUCUUUGGUUAUACAACUGCACUGAGCAUAUUGUAUGCUGCUUUUCAUUAACUCACAAGAUGUUCCACUAGUGACUUCUUGCUAUACUUUGAAGCUUAAGAUCUGCAAGUGGCAUGUCACUCAAGGAUGCUACCAUUUCCAGUUUGAGAUAUAUUGGACAGAUACAAACCUAGAGAUUACAAAAAUGGAUGACCCUGCAGAUUAUACUGAUGGUUAUACUGAUGACUAUCCCCUACCAGAAAUGCCUGGUACAAAUAUUCCAAUUGUAGAUUCAGUAGCACCCGAACCCUUGAAAAUAAUAAAUAUAUUCUUGCAGACAAUAACCUGCGUACUGGGAUUGUGCGGCAAUGGUUUAGUGAUCUGGAUUACCGGCUUCAAGAUGAAGAGAACAGUCAACACCACUUGGUUCCUCGGCUUGGCCAUCGCUGACUUUGUGUUCUGUGUCUUCCUUCCAUUCACCAUCGUGAAUGUAGCCAGAGACAAGGACUGGCUCUUCGACAUUCACAUGUGCAGGGCGCUCUCCUUCAUCCUGUUGCUCAACAUGUAUGUCAGCGUCUUCCUCCUGACCGUCAUCAGUGUGGACCGCUGUGCGACGGUCGCCUUCCCCGUCUGGUCUCAGAACCACCGAACCGUGAGAGUGGCGUCCUUCGUGGUGCUGGUUGCGUGGGUUUCCUCUACUGUUCUGAGCCUCCCUUCGCUUCUUUUCCGGGAUAUUCAGCCCCUUCACAAGAAAGUACUGUGCAUAUACAACUACAAGAACAGCUUGGGGCUCCCGGCUCAUGAAAUGGUUGUGUUCAUGAGGUUCAUUGUCGGUUUCCUUAUUCCUUUCAUGCUGAUAGUUCUCUGCUACAGUAUCAUCGCCUGGAAGUUAAAGAGGAGGAAUCUUGCCAAAUCCUCCAGACCUCUCAAAAUCAUGGUGAGCAUUAUUGUGGCUUUUUUUAUCUGCUGGGUGCCUUUUCAUGGGGUACAUAUCCUCGAGAUGUAUUUUUGCGAUGAAAGGCCCGUAACUUGCACGAUUCUUGUUUCUGUUGCCUUUAAUGUGGCCUCGGCCAACAGUUUUUUAAACCCUAUUCUGUAUGUUUUCAUGGGCUCAGAAUUCCAAGGUAUACUCAGGCAGUCUAUUUUCUUUCGGCUAAAGAAAGCACUGGCUGAGGAUUCACAAAUCACUGCAAGGAGCUCCAUGUAAAAAUCUUAGAACAGUGAACCAUUGUAAAGGACAAACAGUGUGCAAAGACUGUAUCCAGCAAUUAAGUAAACUGUCAGUAUUUUCUUCAAACGAUUUUUACAUUUGUAUAAAUAAAAUGAUAUUCAGUAUGGUAAGGUAGCUUAUCAGGGAUUUUCUGUUGUGUACCAUAUUACCUGAUUAUAAUAUAAAAACAUAUAUCUGUUUCUGUUCUCCUAUUUUUUACAUGUGUCUUCCUUCCUUAUACUGUACUUUUGUUGAUCUUGGAGAGGUCAACCGACAGUAUGAUGUGACAUGGUCUAUGCCUCUCAGGAGUUUGAAUACACAAUUCAAAUCCCUGGGUAAACUUUUCUGUUUCAGGACAAAUCAUUCUAUUCCCUUCAACUGUCUGAAUGUGGAAUUCCCUCGGUUCUGGUUGGUUUGUUUUGUAGUACUUUUGGAGCAACAAUCCAGAACACAACAUUCCAAAUUUAGACCAAUUUUGCAUCAUUUUACCAAAUUUGCCUUGAUUUGAUUUUUACCAUUCUUAACUACAGUAUGUAUUUCUCAUACAGUAUAUGACUUUUUCUACUUCAGUGCCACUCGUUUGAUAUUUAAGAGGUUUGUAUCAGGAGCUGUUUCAGCAUAGAGAGGCUACAAAGGAAAAUUCAACAAUUUUCCUUCACACUGGAGAGUGCCAACAGCCAUAUUGCCUUGCAACUGAAAACUGGCAACCCUCUGAAGCUAUGGCCAUGAGCCUGGUCAGUACCUGGGUGAGAGAAUUAUGGUCGCUGCUGGAAGAGGUGUUAGCGGGGCCAGUAGGGGGUGUUUACUCUGCAAUCUGUGUGGGUUUGCCCCAUUAUAGUGACAGGGAGACCAUACUGUAAAAAAUGUUCCGUCCUUCGGAUGAGAUGUAAAACU
Lepisosteus oculatus (spotted gar) is the source of this 2151-nucleotide messenger RNA. Its product is annotated as chemerin-like receptor 1. Gene Ontology annotation, biological process: complement receptor mediated signaling pathway; positive regulation of cytosolic calcium ion concentration; inflammatory response. The record is from RefSeq and is a predicted model, not a curated record. Gene Ontology annotation, molecular function: G protein-coupled receptor activity; complement receptor activity. Lineage: Eukaryota; Metazoa; Chordata; Actinopteri; Semionotiformes; Lepisosteidae. Gene Ontology annotation, cellular component: plasma membrane.